UUGUGGCUCCGGACUGGACAUGAUGACGGGCAGAGAGGGGCCCCCAGGAGCCCCCCGAAGUACAGGAUUUGGCAUCCAGGAGAUUUUGGGACUUAAUAAGGACCCACCGACCCCUCCCAGGGGCCACCUUGCCCCCAUCCCCCCAGGGGCCCAUCUACUGGCAGCCCGCUCUGGUUUGGGGCUCUUGGGGGCCACAGCCAUUCCCACAUUCUAUGGCCAACCGGCCCUAUUACUGGGGGACCCACAGGGGCCACACAGAAGUCCGGGGCCCGAGGAGGAGAGCCGGACCUGCAGCUCAGACUCUGAAGAGAUCUCUUCCACUGAUAGAAAAUUGAACAAAUCCCUCAACCAAAACAAGAAACGGAAGAAGAGGAGGCACAGGACAAUCUUCACCUCAUACCAGCUGGAGGAACUGGAAAAAGCCUUCAACGAGGCCCAUUAUCCUGAUGUGUAUGCCAGGGAGAUGCUAGCAAUGAAGACAGAACUCCCAGAGGAUCGGAUACAGGUUUGGUUCCAGAACAGACGUGCCAAAUGGCGGAAGCGGGAGAAGUGCUGGGGUCGAAGCAGCGUGAUGGCGGAAUAUGGUCUGUAUGGCGCCAUGGUGCGACACUCCAUCCCACUUCCAGAGUCCAUCUUGAAAUCUGCCAAAGACGGCAUUAUGGAGUCUUGUGCCCCCUGGCUGUUGGUUCAAGAUGGCCUGUCAAUGCCCAGACGAUUUUCUAAACCAGAAUACCAACAAUUCUUUGCAGGGAUGCACAAGAAGUCUCUAGAGGCAGCCGACCAGUCAGACCGAGAGGCACCAGCAAUAGCCAACGCCGAGGUGAAAGAAAGAAGAGAAGCCGAGCGCCCAGCUGCCAUCUCUGAGGAGGAACUAAGAGAAAACAGUAUUGCUGCCCUGCGCGCUCGAGCGCAGGAACACAGCGCCAAGGUCCUGCAACGUACAAACUGCGAAACACCAGUGAAAGAGGCAACUAGAGAGGAGGAACCCGACGGGCAGGCAGAGGAAGAAACCGGGGUUCAGGAAGACUCUAGUGUCUAAAAGAAAAUGACUUUGCUGGGGAUCCAAUUACCAGGAAAAAUGCUGGUUUCUUCUACAACAACUUCUCAGCCACGGACAAGGGCGCUUAUGCACAUCUGAACUUUGCCUAGCAAUGCAAAGCUGCAGGAGUCAGAAUAGAGCACUGGUGGAUUUUCUGCACACGUUGAGCAUGCCUAUAAUGGACAUACAUGUGUACGCUAAGCGUGUGCAGAAAAUGUGCUUUGAGGGUGUCUUUACACACAAGGAUACAUGACACCUGCCUGCAGCUUUAUCUGUCAGGAAGAGUCGAAUGAUUCCGUUUUUACAUACAAUGGACAGUUCAGCUCCUGUCUGCUGGAUGUCAGCCAUGUAAAUAUGUACAGACACUGAACGCCUGGUUAGGUUAACUGUGAUUGUUGUGAAAACUCUGUAAAAUAAACAUGUGUACAUAUUC
Rana temporaria (common frog) is the source of this 1472-nucleotide messenger RNA. RefSeq names its product visual system homeobox 2 (gene VSX2). The coding region runs from base 20 to 1039 and encodes 339 amino acids. The transcript has 5 exons. Lineage: Eukaryota; Metazoa; Chordata; Amphibia; Anura; Ranidae. Gene Ontology annotation, molecular function: sequence-specific double-stranded DNA binding; DNA-binding transcription factor activity, RNA polymerase II-specific. Gene Ontology annotation, biological process: regulation of transcription by RNA polymerase II. The record is from RefSeq and is a predicted model, not a curated record. Gene Ontology annotation, cellular component: nucleus.